AUGUCAUCCGAUGUUAUAGUGCGUUUAACACCUACUUCAUAUGCUCGACGGGGACGAAUUUAUCCCAGUAGUACUGUUUCGUAUUUUCGUUCUUGUUGGACGUAUAAAUCUUGGGGUGUAGUUGUUGCUGUUGUAGGCUUUAUGUUAAUCUUGUCGGGUUUACACAUUGGCUGGGAUUUUCCUAUUCUUGUCACUCAUGGUCACGUCUAUUUUCCGAUUCUUUUUGCUUUGGCACUCUUUUAUACGAUAUCAAAUUACUUAUUUGCAGCUUUGCACGAUCCUGGUAUUGUGCCGCGACCUAAUGCCGAUGAGAUUCUUCAAACGGAGAAGGAAAAUAAUAUUCAGACUGAUCUAAAUGGAAAUUAUUUUCCUUCAAUUCCUCCACCGCGAACAAUACUCGUUCAAAAUUUCCCUUGUAAAUCAGCAUAUUGUUAUACAUGUCGACUUUAUCGUUCGCCACGCGUCUCGCAUUGUUCAACAUGUAAUGUUUGUGUAAUGAAUUUCGAUCACCAUUGUCCAUGGAUCAAUAAUUGUGUUGGUCAAUUAAACUAUCGUUAUUUUUGUAAUUUCCUUCUUUCCUGCUCUUUACUUUGCCUCGUUGCAUCGGCGGGUUGCGGAGUUGCUGCGUAUCUACGCUGGGAUAAGUACAAAGAUGAUCCCGGAAUGUAUUUUGCUUACAAUGUGCCAAGUUUUUUCAUUGGUUUUCUUGGUGUCAUGCUUUUUCUAACAUUGAUGCCAUUUUGGGUUAUUCAUUGUGGAUUGACCAUGAGUUCGACAACGACUAGAGAGGAUAUCAAAUUUAAAAAACAUGCCAAAGAACAUGGAAUUCCACAAGGUUCGAAGUGGAAAAAUCUAAUUAUGUCAUGGUGCGGUCCUUUGCAACCUUCAAUUAAUUGGAGUGAAUUAUAUGAUAAAGAUCACUAUAGAACGCAAGAAAUAAUGUAUGCACGUGAACGUCCGACAUUGCUGAGUAAUACAUUAGUCGUUCCUACGCAAAAGAUUCGUGAACACAUCCGUGAAUUAGCUGCUAAUGAUUACUAUGGACUCCGGCAGCAAGUCAAAGCAUUUCACCGAACAGAUGAUGACUCGAGACAUCGAUCAUCAUUGAUUCCAGUGGAAACAAUGAAUUAUUUACAAACAUAUACAAUUGAAGUGAAACAAGUUGGAAAUAAUCAAAUUGACGCUCGUUAUUUAUUAAUAGACCCUGUUCUUCGAGAUAAUUUAUUGACAUUUUGGGACACAAUUUGGUCUCGACAUGUUUCAUCAAUUGUCAUGCUAUACGAAUUGACAGAAAAUAACCUUUUUGUCCCCUACUGUCCCGAUGAAAUGAAUUCUUCGUUAAAUGUAAAUGGGGCUUAUCGUAUUGAUUUUGUGGGAAAAAUUAAUCGUCUAGAUUUUGAAACAAUCCAAUUGAAAAUCCACAAGGUCGGCGAAGAUGAAACUCGUCUCGUCGAACACUUUCGAGUCAAAGGUUGGACAGAAACCAGCUUCCAAAUCGAUCCGAUUGCCUUACUACGUCUUCAAUACACCGUCGGUCAAAAGGAUAAAGACGAAGAAGAACGAAAUGAUACUCGUGGAAUCAUUGCAAUUCAUUCCUCAGGAAUCAAUACUCGAGCUAUCGGUUACAUGGCGAUCGAUAUCAAUCGACGAUUACUCAUCUGGUACGGUUUUAUUAAUAUUUUAAAUACAAUCACCCAAUUAAGCGAACAAUUACCGAUCAGUUUAAUGAAUGAACAUAUGUUGAUCCUUAUCUAUACAACGAUUUUGUAUCUUUCAACUUGGACGUAUUCAUCCGAUUUGACAUCUCUACAGGCAAUUGAUCAUCAAAUCAAAAGUUUCCUUUCCAAUCGGUUUCUGAACUUUUAUCACAAUCCUCUAACAGAGCAAUUUCAAAAUUUCAUUUGUAAUAGCGUGAAAGAACUUGAUGCAAUUAUUCCAUCAAAAGAUCCUUGUUUACCACUUAUCAUUGAUCAUAAUCUCGUCUAUCUAAUCGAUAGUUACAUUCACUCGAAUGCGUUCUUUCUGACGACAGCUCGAAAUUCUGAGAGUGUAUUUCAAAUCAUGUCGACAUACAAGAUUCACCAUUGUUUUUUCUUUCAACAAAACAGUCAUCAAAAUAUCGAUUUUAUCGAUAAAUAUCAAUUGAAAUUAGAUAGUAAUUAUCCCGCCAAUGACUUCCGACGUUAUUAUCAAAAUGAACUGGCAGUCUAUCAACGGAGUAAUUCUCUUCGAAACGUUCCGUUGUACAAAUUUUCGCGAUACCUCGCAAGCUUCGAUCAAAAUAAUUAUUUUCCAAUUCUAAUAUGUGUCGAUGAUAUCCGAGACGGUGCUAUUGUUUGUUUAAUCGCAAAUCUAAUGGAACAAUUUAUGAUUGAUCAUUCAAUCGACAUCUAUCAUCAAGCAAGAAAAAUCGCUUAUCGGUGUCCGGCGUUUCAAACUGAGGAUGAAUAUCGAACGAUGUACGAGUGGAUUGGACGAUGGACAUCGAAUGAUCUUAACAAUGAUUGA
This is a messenger RNA of Adineta ricciae, 2508 nucleotides long. Lineage: Eukaryota; Metazoa; Rotifera; Eurotatoria; Adinetida; Adinetidae. The record is from the annotation of a GenBank genome assembly.